CACCAUGCCAACCACUGCAGCAGCUGAUGAGAGAGAGAGAGAGAGAGAGAGAGAGAAAGAAAUAAACAACAAUAAUAGUAAAUAGUCAGUUAAAGAGAGAAACAAAAAAUAGAAACCUAUAGAUACAGAUAUAGAUAGAUCUAAAAAGAGAGAAGAAGUUAAAAAGUGAAAAUGGUGAGAGCACCUUGUGUUGAUAAAAAUGGAAUAAAAAAAGGAGCAUGGAGUGAAGAAGAAGAUAAUCAAUUAAGAUCUUAUGUUCAACGUUAUGGCCAUUGGAAUUGGCGCGAACUUCCUAAAUAUGCUGGAUUAGCUAGAUGUGGAAAGAGUUGCAGAUUGAGAUGGAUGAAUUAUUUAAGACCGACUGUGAAACGUGGAAAUUUUAGUAAAGAAGAGGAAGAUCUCAUCGAUAAGUAUCACAAAGAAAUGGGAAAUAGAUGGUCAGCCAUAGCUGCAAAGUUACCGGGAAGAAGUGAUAACGAAAUAAAAAACCAUUGGCACACCCACCUGAAAAAACGCACACCCAAACACAUUCUAGAUGUCUGUAAAAAAGAACAAACUUCCUCGAUUGAUCAUAUUAUGCAAUUCAGCAGCCAACCUCCAAGCGUAAUUUCAACAUCUAGCACCAAUGUUAUUUCCAACGAGUCUAUAGCAUCUCGCAAAGUAUCCGAUGAGUCGAUAGCAUCACAAAGAUUUUCUGAAGAUUCAUCAUCGAAUUCCUCGGGUGUAGAAAGACGGUUUUUAAUAGACUUAAAUCAAGAAUAUGUAGAAGAGGAAUGAUAAUGACUACCAAGAAGAUGGAGUAACUGUUACAAAGGAGGUAAAGUUUUUUUUAUCCCCAUUGAGUGGAUUGAAAAUUACUGCACUGUUGUUUUGUUAAUGAACAACAAUUUCCUCAUGUUCCAUAUCAAUUUGUUAUUUCUUUCUUUCUUUAAAAUCUGUCACGGCAAUUCACAUGUGCAGCUCAAGAAAACCUGUAUUGAGUUACAAAAAGUUCGUAUCAUUAUAGACUGAUGAUUAAUAUGAUACAAUUUAACGCCCCUUUUACUACAA
This is a messenger RNA of Erigeron canadensis, 1050 nucleotides long. Its product is annotated as transcription factor MYB4-like. Bases 172 to 777 code for a protein of 201 amino acids. The transcript is spliced from 3 exons. The record is from RefSeq and is a predicted model, not a curated record. Lineage: Eukaryota; Viridiplantae; Streptophyta; Magnoliopsida; Asterales; Asteraceae.